This is a messenger RNA of Plasmodium gallinaceum, 615 nucleotides long. Its product is annotated as ADP-ribosylation factor, putative. The transcript is spliced from 3 exons. The record is from RefSeq and is a predicted model, not a curated record. Lineage: Eukaryota; Apicomplexa; Aconoidasida; Haemosporida; Plasmodiidae. Gene Ontology annotation, biological process: intracellular protein transport; vesicle-mediated transport. Bases 1 to 615 code for a protein of 204 amino acids. Gene Ontology annotation, molecular function: GTP binding; GTPase activity. Gene Ontology annotation, cellular component: cytoplasm; Golgi apparatus.
AUGGGAAAUACUGUAAAUAAAAAAGUAAAUUCCGCAAUUGAAGAAAACAGGAUAAAUAACAAAAAAAAAUCAGGAAAAAAAUAUAAUAUUUUAAUUUUAGGCCUUAACGGAUCAGGAAAAACAACACUACUAUAUCAUAAUUUUAUUCCAGAAUGGACGAACAUCACUUCUUAUAUGGAACCAACAAUUUCUUAUCAUUAUGAAGAAAUCAAAUGGAUAAAUGGAACAAUUGGUUUUUGGGACAUUUCAGGAAAUCCAAUAAUGAGAAAUAUUUGGAAAUUAAUUUAUAGAAAUGUUAAAGUAAAUGCAAUAUUAUACGUUAUCAAUAUAAUGGAUAUAUCAGAUGAAAGUACUACAGAAAAUAACAUGCUAAUAAGUCUCUUAAUGAACGAUGAAUGUUUACAAGCAUCUUGUGUUGUUUUAGUUUUUAACACUUUUAAUAAUGUGAACAUCAUAGAUGAUACAUUUAAAAAUGAACUAUUAAUUAAAUAUAAAAUUAAGGAUUUAAUUAAUGACUAUGGAAACAGGAUUCAUUAUAUUUUUGUUGACUGCAAAAAUUGUAAUUUAGACAAAAAUUGGAUGGAUUUAAUAAAACAGAUUUCAUAUUAUUUUUAA